Molecule: messenger RNA, 465 nt
Organism: Candidozyma auris
Lineage: Eukaryota; Fungi; Ascomycota; Pichiomycetes; Serinales; Metschnikowiaceae
Exons: 1
Coding region: 1-465 (154 amino acids)
Molecular function (GO): zinc ion binding
Source: RefSeq, a predicted model, not a curated record
AUGAAAAUCACUUUCAGAUUGUCUACCGAGGUCUCUUACUCCGUCACUGUUCCAGACAACUCCACUGUUGAGGAUCUUAUCAACGCUGCUAAAGUCGGGUGUCCGCCAAAUACCUCGUUGCCUUCAGACUUCAAGCUCAUCUACAACGGCGCCCGCCUAGCGCCUUACUACAAGCCGCUAGACGCAUUUGAAUUGGUGCCUCUGAACCCACAAAACGUGGUGAUUCUCAUGAACGCUGCUGAUGCGCCCGAAGCGACUACACAAACAAAGACCCAGCCGCUGGUCACCAAGAAGAAGAAGAAGAACAGAUGCACCUUUGCCUCUUGCACGUCCACGGCGCUCAGGAUGGUGGGCGACUGCGGCCACUGCCAGGGCAAGUUCUGUGCGAAGCACCGUCUUUGGAAGACCACGCUUGCACGGGCUUGCAAUACUGCAAGGCUGACGCUCAUGAGAGGAACGCCAUGA